GCGCUACAUUACCGACUGUCAACUGCGUACACAGGAGACUUAACGGAUUUCGGUUUUCUUCUUCCGAACUACCAUACGUACACCUUAAGCUCCCCCGUUGAGUUUCUCUUGUCACUUUCUAGACGAUGGAUGAUAAACCACCACCUUACAGCCCUUCGGCCCCUUACCUCGCUAACGCUGGACCGGCUUAUCCCAGCGCUUAUCAGGCGCCAUACCCUCCUGCCGUUCCUCCCCAGUCAGGCGUGCCUUAUGCCCCAUAUCCCCCUCCUGUCGGUUUCGUCACACCCGGUGGUCCGAAUUAUAUGCCCCACGUACCUCCCCAAAGUGGCGUGUGUACCCAACAGCCGACUGCACCUCCAGUGACGGUAGUCCAUUUCGGUCGCCACCCUGUCCUCGUCACUUGUCCAUACUGCCGGAACCACGGUAUGACAUCGGUGCACCCCGAAUCCGGUUGCCUGGCUUGGCUUCUCUGUGCAUUAUUUUGCGUAUUCGGCUUAUGGUGCGGAUGUUGUCUCAUUCCAUUCUGCAUCGAUUCUGUGAAAAAUGUCACCCACAUGUGUGCCGUCUGCCGUCGUCGAAUCGGCCAUUAUGCCCCAUUGUGAUUCUUUGGAAGGCGAUUUACGGACCAGCUCUGAUCGUGCAGCUGUCUUCGAUCCAGCACUAUAUGCAUUCGCAUUAUUAUAUAUUAGAUUAUACCUACGGUGCUAUGAUCUUUCAUAUAUUAAAUUUCGGAUUCAACGUAUCACGGCGUUUGAUUCCAUUAUCCUACAUUUCUUUGCCUGCGCUCUUCCUAUCAACAAUAUAUUCUACCCGGUGCGUUCGCUUAAUUGAUUCCCCCCACUGUGCUUUCUCUUUCUUCCAUUAAUAAAGUCCAUUGAUCAA
Dicrocoelium dendriticum is the source of this 882-nucleotide messenger RNA. The record is from the annotation of a GenBank genome assembly. Lineage: Eukaryota; Metazoa; Platyhelminthes; Trematoda; Plagiorchiida; Dicrocoeliidae.